AACAGCAAAUAUAACGGCGACAAAAAGCAAUGAAAUGGCGACCACGGUGUAGAUGAGAGACGGGACCGAUCCCACCGCGCUGUGAAAUCCCCGCAUUAAACCCGGGAGUGAAGCCGGACAGAUCCGCAGCUCCGGGAUCUGCUGAAGCGCAUCGGAAUGAUCCGUGUUACUGCAGUCACUGUGAGUAUUAACCCGAGCAUUAAUGUUGUUAGGGAGAGAAAUGAAGAGCUUCGGGUAGAUAACUGUCAGCGCGAACUACACAACUUCUGGGCGCUAUUUCUGGGAUCCAGCGCUACCUGCCCAUCACAGGACACUGGACGAGACGGUGUCGCAUUCCCCGCGCUGUAACCGGACUAACCUGGGCUGAAUCAGUCCUAGUCGCUCCAGCCCUAAAGUUGUGGCACCAUGUUCUACGGCUCCUCUUCAGCCAGCAUGUCACUGCCCUCAAAGAGCCGCCUGAAACGCCAGAGUCGCACCAUCACGCAGGUCCUGUACCGAACCCUGAGCUACCGGGACCGUCGCUCGGUUACUGACCUGCCCGACCAAGUGCGGGACGACCCCGCUGAGCUAUCUACGCAGACCUCAGCUCCAGGCGUGCUCAAGAUCUUCGGAGAUGAAAUCAGCAGCGGGGCAAACUACAAGAGUGUUUUGGCGACUCCACGCUCCAGCGCACAGGAGCUCAUCAAGGAGGCACUCGAGCGCUACUCACUAAACAAAGGUUCAGCCAGUAGCUACGUGCUGUGUGAUGUGAUCGGGCGGUUCGAGGGUGCCGAGCGGCGGUGGAGGACAGAGUGUUUGCGGGCACUGGGCAGCAAUGAGAAGCCUCUUCUUCUGCAGGAGUUGUGGAAGCCGAAGGAAGGAUUCGCACGGCGCUUCGAGCUCAGGCGGAGGGCUGAAGUGGAGGAGCUAGCGGCUAAAGAGAAAGACACGGUAACUGCAGGGCCUCACACACACUCCCCCGUCUUAACAACCACCCUGAGUAGGGGGGCACAUGGUAAAUGUCAGCGGAGUUCCCCCCGGGGCUGGCGUAUGGUCCUGCCCAGCACUCCGAAUCUUAAAGAUAUAAACGCACAGGCACGGAAACUUCAGCGGAACCGUGCUAAAGGAACGAUGAACCUGCAGCAUGGCUCGUCCUUAUGCCGCAGCCUCAGUGAGACCAGUCUCAACCUGGUGGGCGUGACAGGGGAGGAACCUAAGCGCUACUCUACACUGCCUGGGUCAGGCCGAGGGCGCUCGGAUGGACGCAAAGAUGGGGGCGGAGUCAAGCAUUCUCUUUACCAGUCACCUCAUUUGCUGCUGCUGCAAGGAUAUAACCGACAAGACUGCCUGGUUUAUCUGCUGAACAAAGAGCAGCACACGGUGGGUCAGGAGACGGCAAGCACGCGGCCAAACAUCUGUCUGUCAUCUCCGGACAUUCUCCCCCUCCACUGCCGCAUACGCCGCCGCCGCUCGUCUUCCUCAUCCUCCUCGUCCUCGUCCUCUUCCUCUUCCUUAGAUCAUCGACUCUUACUGGAACCUGUUAGUCACGGCAUCGUGCUGAUCAACUUCACUCGUAUCGAGCGUCCCACUCCUCUGCGUCACGGUGACCUACUGUCAUUCGGUGCCCAUUACAUCUUCCUUUACAGGGACCCUCUGAGCGCCAAGCCGCUACCAAGCCACACCCUGACCCGCCUCCGUGCCCUCGGCUCACUAAACAGGGAGACGUGUCCGACGUGCGGAGCCGCCCCACGAGAGCAGACAGAAUUUCGGCAGAGUUUAAAGAAUACAAAGGCGACGAAGAAAAGGAAGCUGGUGCUGGAGUUUGAGCGGGCCCAAGAGGACGCACUGGUGAACCGAGUGCUCACGCUGAUCGAGCCGAGUGGCGAUGAUCACAAGCUUACUCCUGCGUAUCUGCUUUGCUUGUGCAUCCAACACUCGGCUCUAUCGUUCCCACCCGGAAGCUUCGGGAAACUGCUCCUCAAAAUCGCUAAGAAGAUCCAGAGCAUUGCAUGGGAGAAGACAAAGGAAUUGGCACAAAAGCAAGCUCAGCAUCAGGAUCCAGCCACUCUGUCACUGCUUAGCAUCUCUGACCUUGUGCCGGAUCUUCAGGUCAUUUUCUUUUGGAUGGCGAACGCCAUCGAGAUCCUGUACUUCAUUCAGCAGAAAUCACCGACAUACAUGCAGAAUAUUGAAAUGAUGGACAGCAAAGCUGGAUCCAAAGAGUCGCUCCUCUCGGCAACAAUAUCAGCCAGCGAAGAGGUGAUGACUAUACUGGAGGAAGUUAUCAUGUACACAUUUCAGCAGUGCGUCUACUACAUCACAAAGUCCUUGUACGUGGUGUUGCCAGCCUUACUCGACUGCAGACCAUCGUCAGAGGCAUGCCGGCAAGCGACCAGCGCACGUACGUGUGUGUGCAGUGUGGGUGUCAUGCCCGAGGCUGUGCGUCGAGCUCUGUGUGUUUUUCAGACCACGGCUGAGCUUAUGCAGCAGUAUCAAGUCCAUGCCGAGAUCCAGAGCCAGAUGUUCGCCUACCUGUUCUUCUUCACCAAUGCCUCACUCUUCAAUCUACUCAUCGAUAAAGGUCCUUCGAGGGGCUGGUUUCAGCGUUGCCAAGCACUGCAGAUACAAGCGUCUUUGCGGAUGCUCCUAGACUGGGCGAAAGGAGCAGGACGAGCUCAGAUCGCUCAGAAGUUUUUCGCCAAACUGUGCAGCUCAGUAACCAUCCUCAUCACCCCCGCCCCACAGCUCUCACAGAUGAGUUGGAAAGUGUUGCGCACAGAACAUCCGUCUCUGAAACCAGUCCAGCUUCACAGAAUCCUUACGCAGUACCAACUGACUGCCGAGGUGGGACCUGUUCCAAUCUGGAAACCGAACAGCGAAGAUGAAGCUUACGUUUACAGAACAGUGGAUUUGUUGGAGAGCUUUGAUAACCACCCUCCCAUUGUGCUACCCAGCGCUGGGUUUAAGGUGGACCUGGAGAGUGAGUGUGUAGAUGACAGCAUAUACAGACAGCUGCUUUACAUCCGCCACUUUCUGUGGGGCCUCCGCACCAAAACCCACAGCAGCACGGACAGACAGGACAUCCAGCGUGCGGAGGGAGAAGGAGAAGGUUGCGUUUCUUCUCUCGGAGGACGAGGAGAGAGCGCGGGAGCUGAUGAAAGACCAAGAGAGCGAACACACACAUCCCAUUACAGAAAUGGAACGAGCGUCCGGCACGUCGCGGAUCCGUCCUGCCUGCCCACUCCACCUAACACACCGCUGUACCCGGAAUUCACACACACUCUGUACAAUAAACACUCUCAGCAGGAACGUGUCACGGCCAACGGGUGUACACGCUCCACUCCUGAGCACAAGAAGAUCAAUGGAUACAUCAGUAAUGGUACUGAAGGCCCUCUUAAUGGGUGUGGCUUUCCUUUCCCCAUCCCUCUGGCCCAGACCCUGGGCAGUAAUUCUGACCCUGUGUGUUCCGUCUUUGUAGUGGACUUGGACAAAGGACCCUACGGCCUCGGGAUGGGACUCAUUGACGGACUCCACACUCCUCUGAAUUCCCCGGGGAUCUACAUCCGCACGCUGAUCCCUGACGGACCGGCCGCUUCGGAUGGACGGCUGCACAUCGGAGACCGGAUCCUGGCUGUAAAUGGGAAAAGCCUCAUUGGAGCUGAUUACCAGAGUGCCGUUGAUCUGAUCAGGCUGGGGGGAGGACGGCUUCGCUUUCUCGUGGCUAAGUCAGAUCCUGAAGUCUCGGACAAAAUCAGCGCCUCUUCCUGCUGAGAGAGGUUCAAAGGUGCACUACUGCAAAACACGUCGACCCCAAACGUCCUCUUGGUGCUGAGGAUAAAGAGAAUAAGCACAUGAAUAAGAUCACUCAGCGACUCCUGUCCUUCACCUCGGCCUGCACUCAGGAGAGAGCCUUAGCACAGCGACGGUGUUUUCACACUGCGGCCGUCACAGCGUCAUCUUCUCUUCUUCUCUUCCUCCUCGCCCAGGAGAGUUAUCAUGGAAACAUCAAUGGAAAUUUAACAGAAUGUAACAAAAGACACAAUAUAUCAUGUUUACAAACAUUUCUUUCAUGUCAAUUUUUGGGGAAAAAAAUCUUAUCGUGUUCUUGUACCUGAAGGUAAAGAUAGCGAUACUGAACCAUAAAAUGCUAAAGUAAGGAACGACCAAACCGCUUUACUCAGUUUGCGUAUUUAUUAUCAGUGCAAACCCUGGAUGAAGAUUUCUCUCUUUCGCUUCUUUCCU
Molecule: messenger RNA, 4221 nt
Organism: Clarias gariepinus (North African catfish)
Lineage: Eukaryota; Metazoa; Chordata; Actinopteri; Siluriformes; Clariidae
Gene: radil
Product: Ras association and DIL domains
Exons: 16
Coding region: 406-3750 (1114 amino acids)
Biological process (GO): signal transduction; neural crest cell migration; substrate adhesion-dependent cell spreading
Cellular component (GO): microtubule
Molecular function (GO): GTPase binding
Source: RefSeq, a predicted model, not a curated record